Gasterosteus aculeatus aculeatus (three-spined stickleback) is the source of this 3192-nucleotide messenger RNA. RefSeq names its product ATP-sensitive inward rectifier potassium channel 11-like. The record is from RefSeq and is a predicted model, not a curated record. Gene Ontology annotation, biological process: regulation of monoatomic ion transmembrane transport; potassium ion import across plasma membrane. Gene Ontology annotation, molecular function: ATP-activated inward rectifier potassium channel activity. Gene Ontology annotation, cellular component: plasma membrane. NCBI's taxonomy places the organism in Eukaryota, Metazoa, Chordata, Actinopteri, Perciformes, Gasterosteidae.
UAAACGAGUCAUCAGCAGCUCGCGGGUUCAAAAUCCGCUGAAGAGUACGCCGUGCUGUCCAGCCAGAUGAAGGCAAAGGGCCAGAGACACAGCACGGUGUUCUAUAUCCAUAUCUUCUAAGACUCUAAGAGGGGCGUCACGGCGGGGUGAGCAGCUGCAGCCCGAGCUGACGUGUGACGUUAGAAAGUUGAAGAGGAGAACGGCCGCCUGUAAAAUAAGCUGUCCGGUGGCUGGAAUGGAGAAGAGAAGGAGCCGUGGUGAUUUUAAGACUCUGGAUGAAUAGAUAGAAAAGGGCCCACUUUCUAUUCAUGUAAAGCAAAACUCAUCCCCAAACAGCCUGAAGACCACUUAAUGUAUAGCGCUCUAUAUUUAACCCAUUAUAUAUUCACGGCUGCCUGGGGGCUUUAGUUUGAAGGGUCCCACUCCGGCCUUCUAGUCAAGAAAAAAGAGAUGGUGGAGGACAAUAGGCCCACCUUACCUCACAACGUCUCCAUCUCACGUUACCAAGCUCAGGUGAAGUGGCAGACUCAUCACACAGCCUAAUGUGCCGCUAAAGCCUGUGCCUUCUGGUCCACGGGGGUGAUAAGAACUCAGCCCAGGGGGGCCGCUUGGCUCAAGCAUCAACAUUUAACAUCUGACUGAAUUUCCACGGUGAUUGCACACGGGGUCGAUCGUGGAUGCAAGCGGGCAGCGUGGCGCAUCCAGUCGGUCUGGGGCCGCUUUGACUGACGGCGGCAGCUGCAGAGCUGGAAGGAGAGAAUUCUCCCCCCCCCCCCUUGUGACUGCAUGCGCGGUUGUGGAGCGCCUGACUGGAGGCAACGCGAGGAGUGCACAUACCUCCAGAAAAAUGGGGGAGAAGACUGCGCUCGACAGCUGAGGAGUUGUAAGGAAAGACGCCCGGGGGGAAGAGGAGAGUAAUUCAUCUUCAGCAGGGCCGAGGAGAUCUCUAAAAGCAACACAAACAAAAUACUUGAGGGUCCGUAUAGCAUGGGAGCGCUAUGUUGUCCAGGAAAGGACUCAUUCCAGAGGAUUAUUUACUCACACGUCUGGCCGAGGAUGUCCUGCAGCCGAAGUGUUUUAAGGCCAAACCGGGGAAAGCACGGUUCGUCACCAAGAACGGCACCUGCAACGUAGCGCACACCAACAUCAGAGAACAAGGUCGAUUCCUGCUGGACGUCUUCACCACUCUGGUGGAUUUAAAAUGGCUCCACACGCUCAUCAUUUUCACCAUGUCCUACCUGUGCAGUUGGCUCCUUUUCGGGAUGAUCUGGUGGCUCAUCGCGUUUGCGCACGGCGACUUGGACCAGUAGGGAGACGACUUUGUCCCGUGCGUAAAGGACAUUCACUCCUUCUCCUCCGCUUUCCUCUUCUCAAUAGAGGUCCAGGUGACCAUCGGCUUCGGCGGCCGGAUGGUCACAGAGGAGUGCGUCUCCGCCAUCGUCGUCCUCAUCGUGCAGAACAUCGUCGGACUGCUCAUCAACGCCAUCAUGCUCGGGUGCAUCUUCAUGAAAACCGCGCAGGCCAAUCGACGCGCGGAGACGCUCAUUUUCAGCAAGCACGCAGUCAUCUCCGUCCGCAACAACAAGCUGUGCUUCAUGAUCCGCAUCGGCGACCUGAGGAAGAGCAUGAUCAUCAGCGCCACCGUGCGGCUGCAGGUGGUCAGGAGAAGCUCCACGGAGGAGGGCGAGGUUCUGCCUCUGGACCAGAUCGACAUCCACAUGGAUAACCCGGUGGGCACCAACGGCGUCUUCCUGGUGUCCCCCCUCAUCAUCUGCCACGUGAUCGACAAGGACAGCCCCCUGUACGAGCUGUCCGCUGGUGACCUGCAGUACGACGACAUCGAGGUGAUCGCGGUGCUGGAAGGGGUGGUGGAGACCACGGGCAUCACCACCCAGGCCAGGACCUCAUACGUGUCGGAGGAGAUCCUGUGGGGGCAGCGCUUCGUGCCGACCGUCUCCGCGGAGGACGGCAUGUACGCCGUGGACUACUCCAAGUUCGGGAACACCACGAAGGUCCCCACGCCGUGCUGCAGCGCCAAAAAACUGGACGAGUCGGGCGGCAUCGCGCGGCUUAAACUGAACGAGGGCGUCACCUUGCGGGCGACGGUGAGAAGGCGGCGCGGCUCCGCGGGGGUCCGCAGGUCAAAGAAGCAGCCCGAAUGACGUCACGGUCCACGUCAGCCAAUGACAUUUUGUAUAGUUGAGGAACGCGUGUUGUGGAGUAUCACAUGUGUGCAUGUUUCCAUUUAGGGUCACAGAAUUGACCCAGAAGGAAAAGGAAGUGCAGUUUGGUUGCAUCUGAUCAUUUUAUUUCAAUAAUUAUGAGUGUAUGCAUGUUUUAUUAUUCAUGUGAAGGGGGGUGGGGGUGUUGUUUAGACCAUAUGAUUUAAAAGACCUAAGAUUUAGAAUGCACUUCCAUAAAGCAUUAAAAUACAUACAUUUCAUUGUAUGUCAACUAACACUGAAAACAUUUUAUAAUGUAAUGUUAGAAAUUGACUUAUACAGUCCUCAUAUAGUAUAUUAAUACAAAGUGAAAACAAGCUAAACCCAAAUGUCAUAUUAUAGUACUUCAUGAAAAUAAAAAUAGAUCAUGUAGCUGAUAGAAAUGUCAAAGAUUGAAUGAAAACGUAAUACAGUAUAUUAUACUAUACAUUUUAUAUGAAAAUGACGUGGCCUCAUUUUUUCUUUAUAUAUGUACUCUUACAAUGAGAAUUUCUUUAGUGGCAUACUGCAUAAUAAUGUAUUUUAUGCCAUUAUUUCGGUUCUACUAAUUACUUUAAUGACAUUUGUAUGGCAUAUUAUGCGUUGAUAUCUUAAUGGCCUUAUCAUCAGAAGUGUUCUUCAGCUCCCCCCUCUCCUCUCCUUGAUGUCAAGAGUAAUUUAAAUCACCGAGAUGCAAUUUAAGCCAACAGGAAGUGUCCUUGUACAGCGUCAGUUCUGCGUGACUAAUAUAUGAAGAUAUACAGGUUGGGAUUGUCGUUGCAUCAUGUUUUUCUUCAUAUUAGUCUUGUGCUUCCUAUAACCUGUAGCAAAUGAAAGACUAACAUAAGAACUGAAAUGAAUUUUAAAAAUCUGUAUAAAAUCACAAGUGAUAAAAGUUUGUUAAGUUGAGUGUUCUGUUAAAAACGUGACAGUUUGGUUUUAUUCUUCCUCAGGUAACGAAUCGAAAAAAACUAAAGCCCUCUAUAGUGAA